This is a messenger RNA of Medicago truncatula (barrel medic), 1413 nucleotides long. RefSeq lists its product as uncharacterized. The record is from RefSeq and is a predicted model, not a curated record. Lineage: Eukaryota; Viridiplantae; Streptophyta; Magnoliopsida; Fabales; Fabaceae. The transcript is spliced from 2 exons. Bases 121 to 1350 code for a protein of 409 amino acids.
GUCCUUAGUUUAAGACUCCAACAAAGUAACAAAUUUCACUUUAUUUUUGUGUAUAUUUAUUUUAUCAUAUAGUUUUUAUUUUCUGUUAAUUUGUUUCUUUAUGUUUCUUAGAUCAUUCAAAUGAUGAAACUCUCAACUCAAACUCAAACUCAAACUCCAACUUCAUCUUGUUCAAAUGUAUCUCCACCAAUGUGUAGCAGCUCCAAAUCCACAACUACAGGAUGUCUCACAGCCAUCAUGCGCAAGAUUCUUUGCUCCGGAAACCUUCCAAAAGACUCGUCGAAUCAAACCACAGAAUUUGAUUCAGCAAAUUCUGUUCUAAGUGUAAAUGAUCACAACUUGGGCGUUUCUGCUGUUACUCCUCCUCCUCCUUUAGUGGCAAGGUUGAUGGGUUUAGAAUCAAUGGUUGAGGUACCUUUUGCGUCGAAACCAGGUUCACUUUCGCGUAGCAAGUCGAUGAAUUCUUUGGACUAUUUGGGAGAAAGCAAUGGGAAGAUUGAGAGUUUGCAUCAUAAGAGAGUUGGUUCAACAUUGUCUUUUAGAGAGCCACCAACUUUUCAAAUGAGUGAAAAUGAGAGCUUUUUUGUGCUUAGUUUUGGAAAUGAAGGUGAGAGUGGUAAAGGGUUGAAAUCAAAUGGGAGAAAAAAGAAAAUGAGUUGUUCAGAAUUGAAGGAGAAGAAGAACAAGAGAGAGAUUGUUUGUGAUGAGAAAAUGAGCAAAAGGGUUUCUAAUAAACUUCAAGAAAUCACCAAUACUUCGCAUCGGUUUAAGGCUUCUUCGUCUGAAAAGAAGUGUUUUGAUUCAGAAGCAGGUGAGUUGUUGAAGGCAAUGAAUUGCAAGGAAGUUGUAGUUGGUGAAAGGCUGAAGAAGAGAAGGACGAGGAAGAAGCGAAGAAAUUGUUAUACAGAACAGAAGAUAGAAACUGAAUGCAAAUCAGAUGAUUUAAGUCCUGUUUCUGUUCUUGAAUUUGAGCGCAAGUCUUGUGUAGCAGGGAUUGAUUCUGUUGCAGUUGGUUUGAAUCCAAGAAGAAAGUUGACACCGGAGCUUGAAACCGGCAAGCACAUUCGUAUGCGAUCUGAUGAUAAUUUGAUGAUUGAUGAGAAGAAUGAUAAGGCAAUUCAGAACAACAUAUAUGAAGGAUCAAAGAAGAAAGAGAAGCAAAGUUACAAGGAGUAUAUAGAUAUUUGGGAUGAAGCAUGCAGACUAGUUGGAGAUGAAUUGGCUGGUUCAAAAAAUCAAGUUCAUGUAUGGAUGAAUGAACAAAGUGAUUUAGGAAGUAUAUGUACUGAUUUUGAGUCAGAAAUUUUUGAUCAAUUGUUGAAUGAAGUGGUAACUCAACUUGUUGAGUAACUACUCACAAGUUGGUAACUUCAAAAUUUGUAAAAAAUAUAAACCUUAUGAAUAAAGUGGUAU